AUGUGUGCAGGACACGGCAUCUACGCUUUAUCUAAAGCGCUGACAGAAACGUUCCACAGCCCAGGGCCAAGCUCGGAAUGGCAAGUUAUUACUUUAUCGGAUGUUUCACUUAGACCUCAGCAAACAGAUCUAGAGCUGACCAGCGCUCUAGACGAAGCCCUGCUGGCUUCCCAGCCGUUCCUGAAGGGCUGUGCGGUUGGGAAGCCUCCCCCAGAGGUGACAGUCUCCAGGUUGGAGAUUCUCCCGAGGCCGGGCGCAGGGCGGAGGGAGCGCCCCGGGGCUGCAGCUGCAGGCUGGUCCCUUCCCAGCACGCUUCCUCCCGAGGAGCCCUCGCCCGGCUCUCCCCAUCCCGGGUGCCCCGGCUUCUCACCUCGCGGCCGAAGCCCCACGCCCAGCCCCUCCCCAGCAAGGUCUCAGGCUGGGUCUCCCGCCCAGUUCCUGCGGCCUCGGCGGCUCCCGCGGGCGGGGCGGGGCCAGCGCCGGAGAAGGGGCCCCGCCGGGAGGGACUCCGGCAUCCUUCCCUGCGCUACAGCGGAGGGGGCGGGGCUCGGGAGGGCCACCUGCAGGUCCUGGCCCAGCAGGGGCGGGCAGGAGGGACUCCGGCAUCCUUCCCUGCGCUACAGCGGAGGGGGCGGGGCUCCGGGAGGGCCACCUGCAGGUCCGGGCAGGGGCGAGCAGGGAGGGACUCCGGCAUCCUUCCCUGUGCUACAGCAGAGGGGGCGGGCUCCGGGAGGGCCACCUGCAGGUCCGGGCAGGGGGCGGGCAGGGAGGGACUCCGGCAUCCUUCCCCUGCCCUACUACGAGGGGGGCUCCGGGAGGGCCACCUGCAGGUCCGGGUCGGGCAGGGAGGGACUCCGGCAUCCUUCCCUGCGCUACAGCGGAGGGGCGGGGCUCCGGGAGGGCCACCUGCAGGUCCGGGGCCCAGCAGGGGGCGGGCAGGAGGGACUCCGGCAUCCUUCCCUGCGCUACAGCCGGAGGGGCGGGGCUCCGGGAGCGCCACCUGCAGGUCCGGGCAGGGGCGAGCAGGGAGGGACUCCGCAUCCUUCCCUGUGCUACAGCAGAGGGGCGGGCUCGGGAGGGCCACCUGCAGGUCCGGGCAGGGGGCGGGCAGGGAGGGACUCCGGCAUCCUUCACCGCGCAACAGCGGAGGGGGCGGGGCUCCGGGAAGGCCACCUGCAGGUCCGGGCAGGGGGGCGGGGUGGGAGGGACUCCGGCAUCCUUCACCGCGCUACAGCGGAGGGGGCGGGGCUCCGGGAGCGCCACCUGCAGGUCCGGGCAGGGGCGGGCAGGAGGGACUCCGGCAUCCUUCCCCUGCCCUACUACGAGGGGGCGGGGCUCCGGGAGGGCCACCUACAGGUCCGGGUCGGGCAGGGAGGGACUCCGGCAUCCUUCCCUGCGCUACAGCGGAGGGGGCGGGGCUCGGGAGGGCCACCUGCAGGUCCUGGCCCAGCAGGGGGGGCGGGCAGGAGGGACUCCGGCAUCCUUCCCUGCGCUACAGCGGAGGGGGCGGGGCUCCGGGAGGGCCACCUGCAGGUCCUGGCCCAGCAGGGGGGGCGGGCAGGAGGGACUCCGGCAUCCUUCCCGCGCUACAGCGGAGGGGCGGGGCUCCGGGAGCGCCACCUGCAGCGGAGGGCAGGGGCCCAGGAGGGCCACCUGCAGGUCCGGGCAGGGGGGCGGGGUGGGAGGGACUCCGGCAUCCUUCACCGCGCUACAGCGGAGGGGGCGGGGCUCCGGGAGCGCCACCUGCAGGUCCGGGCAGGGGGCGAGCAGGGAGGGACUCCGGCAUCCUUCCCUGCGCGACAGCGGAGGGGGCGGGGCUCCGGGAGGGCCACCUACAGGUCCGGGUCGGGCAGGGAGGGACUCCGGCAUCCUUCCCUGCGCUACAGCGGAGGGGCGGGCUCCGGGAGCGCCACCUGCAGGUCCGGGUCGGGCAGGGAGGGACUCCGGCAUCCUUCCCUGCGCUACAGCGGAGGGGCGGGGCCCCGGGAGGGCCACCUGCAGGUCCGGGCAGGGGGGCGGGGUGGGAGGGACUCCGGCAUCCUUCCCUGCGCUACAGCGGAGGGGCGGGGCUCCGGGAGCGCCACCUGCAGGUCCGGGUCGGGCAGGGAGGGACUCCGGCAUCCUUCCCUGCCCUACUACGAGGGGGCGGGGCUCCGGGAGGGCCUCCUGCGCGGACCGGGCAGGGGGGCGGGCUGGGAAGGACUCCGGCAUCCUUCACCGCGCAACAGCGGAGGGGGCGGGGCUCCGGGAGCGCCACCCGCAGGUCCGGGUCGGGCAGGGGGCGGGCAGGGAGGCAGCGGCUCCCCCCGGGCCUCGGGCUUGCCUGCGGCCGGACUCCAUCGGCUCAGGGCCCUCUCCCGGAGGAGAUCCUGA
This is a messenger RNA of Sarcophilus harrisii (Tasmanian devil), 2373 nucleotides long. RefSeq names its product spidroin-1-like. The record is from RefSeq and is a predicted model, not a curated record. The coding region runs from base 1 to 2373 and encodes 790 amino acids. Lineage: Eukaryota; Metazoa; Chordata; Mammalia; Dasyuromorphia; Dasyuridae. The transcript is spliced from 3 exons.